GUGGUCAUGCACAAAGAUAAAGACGAUGUUCUUCAUCGACCACGUGAUCUCACGGCCUUCGAUCAUACUCCAUUGGAUGGGGAAAUGUUUCUUCAGGCCCUAAAUGGUUUCCUUAUUAUUUUAACUUGUGAUGGAGAGGUUUUUUUCGCAACGCAUAGCAUAGAAGGUUAUUUAGGAUUUCACCAGUCGGACAUAGUCCACCAAUCAGUUUACGAAUUGGUCCACUCUGAAGACAGGGAGGAGCUGCAAAGGCAGUUGAUGUGGAAUUCGUUUCUUCCGCCUGAGUCAGCCAACAUGGGUCUUCAGGACGUUCUUUUGCCAG
Psylliodes chrysocephalus is the source of this 322-nucleotide messenger RNA. NCBI's taxonomy places the organism in Eukaryota, Metazoa, Arthropoda, Insecta, Coleoptera, Chrysomelidae. The record is from the annotation of a GenBank genome assembly.